CUCAUGACCUUCUGUACACUGUGCACCUGCAACACUCCCGAGAUUUUAUAAUGUUUGAGAUGGGUCUUCGGUAUUGCGACAUUGUGGAUGCGCAUCUCGACAUGAACAAGGGACGGCUCGGCAUUGUCACGGUUUUAUUCCGAACCUGGACAACCCGAUUUGUACCAAUGCGGCGAGUAUAGCCCAAAGGUAGAGGCGGCGUUUUCUGAGUCAUUAUUGAGCCUAUAGUUGUCCUACAGCUGUCGCCAGAUAAGGUGGAGAACAUAUAAGUCGCCAUUGAUCCAGCACAGGCUUUCCUUGCAAUCUUCCCCUCCACCUCACAUUCAUCCUCCUAGCUAUCGCCAGCAAUCACAUCAUGAAGCACGAACGCGCGACGCUUCCGACGCCUACCUCGAGCAGCUCUUUCUGGCACACCGAGCCUAAUGAGUUCCUGAUCGGACACCGUACAACCGAGAAGCUACCUGCUGAGGCGGACAUUGUUAUCGUAGGAAGUGGCAUAACAGGCACAUCGGCUGCUAGGUAUCUGGCCGAAGAUGAAAGAGCCAAGGAUAAGAGUAUUGUGCUUCUCGAAGCCAGGGAAGCAUGCUGGGGAGCCACAGGUAGGAACGGUGGACAUUGCCAGCCGCUACUCUUCGAUCGUAGCGCCGAGGUGGCCGCUUUCGAAAUGAGAAACGUUCACGCGGUCCGAUCGUACGUUAAGAAAAACAACGUUCCUUGCGAAUGGCGAGACGUAACUGGGUGUCGCUCGUUCUGGGCAGAAGAUGUGAUGCGGGAAGCUGAGAAAGAGCUGGCGCACCUCGAGACGGUUGCUCCAGAGUUGAGGAAGUUGGUAACAAUUGUUCGUGACAAAGAUGAGUUAAAGAAGCACCGAGUCUCCCCUGAUGCUGUCGGGGUAACACUUAGCCAAGGUGCAGCAAGCUUGUGGCCUUACAAGCUAGUAACAUUUACUCUGGAACAACUCGUCAAGGCUGGACAGCUCAAUCUGCAGACCAAUACUCCCGUCAGCGACAUCACAUCCGCGCACGGCAAACACACUCUACAUACCGACCGUGGCACCAUCAGCGCAAAGCAAGUCAUCCUAGCCACUAAUGGCUACACAUCGGCCCUCCUUCCUCAUUUUGCCGAUCUCAUCGUUCCCGUACGCGGUGAGAUGACAGCUCUCCUUCCCCCUAAGGGCAGCACAAUCCUCCCAGACUCGCAUGGCAUGGUUGGGGCUCUUGGACAGCCGGCGAAUAAUUACGACUAUCUUGUGCAGCGUCCAUUCGAAGGUGUCCCAAACCCUCGCGGACAUCUGAUGUUUGGCGGCGGCCAUGGAGCGGGCCACCUGCCCACUGUUGGUGUUUCAGACGACAGUGUCAUCGAUGAGGACUCGGUAGAGUACCUCCGGGGUGCGCUUCUGAAACUUCUUGAGCUUGACGGGGAGACGGAAGGUUUGCAGGAGCUUGAGGCUGUUGGUCAGUGGACAGGCAUCAUGGGUUACAGCCGUGACGAUCGUCCUUGGGUAGGCAAAGUGCCGGAUCGCGAGGGACUGUGGCUUUCAGGUGGGUAUACUGGUCACGGUAUGCCGAACACGACGCUCUGCGGCAAGGCAGUUGUACACAUGCUGCUUGGAGAAGAAGCUGGCCUGGAAUUGGGCACCCUCCAAACGCAAUUAGUGCAAAGUGGUGAUAUUCCCAGCAGCUACAUCCUGACAAAGGAACGGAUUGAGAAGGCAAGAACGGCUUUCCUCACAGUCCAACAACAAGACGAGCGAGGGAUUCACAUGAACGGUGUAGUGUAAGGUAUGUUUGGGUCAAUUCAUCCGAAAACGUCGUCCAACAGCAUGCCUGCAGAAUCUUACCAGAAGUUUCCAUAUCUGCAGGCCAAAAGUGAUUCAGCUUACUUUUCCCGGAAUAUGCAUCACCCCCGCCAACGCUGACUAAUGACGUCUUAGCCUACCUUUAUCUAUACUAGGAAUUAAUGCACCCCGUGACCAGU
Molecule: messenger RNA, 1977 nt
Organism: Didymella exigua CBS 183.55
Lineage: Eukaryota; Fungi; Ascomycota; Dothideomycetes; Pleosporales; Didymellaceae
Product: DAO-domain-containing protein
Exons: 3
Coding region: 356-1780 (474 amino acids)
Cellular component (GO): cytoplasm
Molecular function (GO): oxidoreductase activity
Source: RefSeq, a predicted model, not a curated record